AUGAUCGUCCACGUCGAAUCAGCUGACACCAUUGUCGAAGCCACCAUCUUGAUGCAGAAUCCACCCAUUCCGAAGUUGAAUCUCGCCGUCCUGAUGCCGACGAUGAGGGGAGGAAAGGGAGAUGGAGAUCCGAUGCCGUUGAAUCCACCUUCUAUUCUGACUUUAGCUGUCAUCAAACUAUCUAGUUGUCUUUGGCUUGGACGAAAAAAAAGAUUCGCCUGGGUUGUAAUUUGCUUCGUUUUAGCACUUGUGGGGUAUUUCAUAGGUGCAUUAACCGGUGGUCUUAUAAGCCUUGCGACCGAGUCUGGAUUUUUCCAGGGCGCAGGAAUUGGAGGCAUAUCUGGAGCUGUCUUCACAAUUGAGGCUGCAGAAUCUGCUCUCACCAUUUGGCGUGCAAAUGAUUCUGUGAUUUGGAGUAUUCUUUACAUGAUGGACAUUAUCUGCAGCCUCCUGAGUGGAAGACUCGUCCGCGAGAAGGUUGGACCGGCUUUCCGCAGCGCCGUUCAAAGUCAGAUCAGUGCUGCUUUCUCACCCUUAACUGUGGAUUUUGACAUUUUUGAAACAAGUAGUUCAUAUGGAAUGUCAAGGGACUCAGUACAAAAGCUUCCCAAAACCAUCAUAACCAAAUUAAACAAGUCCGAUUUCUCUGGCAUUUGCUGUGUGGUUUGCCUUCAGGACUUCAAAAUUGGCGAUUUGGCAAGGAUCUUGGUUUGCUGUCAGCAUAGAUUCCAUUUAUCCUGCAUCGACAAUUGGCUAAUGAGGCAGAGCAGUUGCCCGCUAUGCAGACAGGAUUUCUUGAACUGUUCUUUGUAAAUUAUCUGUAUAACACCCUUUCUUUGUAUACCUUUGUUUAUUUUAUUUU
Dendrobium catenatum is the source of this 862-nucleotide messenger RNA. Its product is annotated as NEP1-interacting protein-like 1. The transcript has 7 exons. The record is from RefSeq and is a predicted model, not a curated record. The coding region runs from base 1 to 813 and encodes 270 amino acids. Lineage: Eukaryota; Viridiplantae; Streptophyta; Magnoliopsida; Asparagales; Orchidaceae.